Colletes gigas is the source of this 7235-nucleotide messenger RNA. RefSeq names its product homeobox protein cut (gene cut). Gene Ontology annotation, molecular function: DNA-binding transcription factor activity, RNA polymerase II-specific; DNA binding. The transcript is spliced from 9 exons. The record is from RefSeq and is a predicted model, not a curated record. Bases 773 to 5671 code for a protein of 1632 amino acids. Gene Ontology annotation, biological process: regulation of DNA-templated transcription. NCBI's taxonomy places the organism in Eukaryota, Metazoa, Arthropoda, Insecta, Hymenoptera, Colletidae.
CGUGGACUGAGGAAACCGAGGGUACGGAGAGCAUCCCCACCCCCUUCCUCCUUACUGGCCGCGAAUCGGGAGUUUUGCGACGAAAAGAGUGGAUUGUCGACCUCGAGAGACCGGUGUGUACCAGGUUAGGAGCCUGCUAGGACGGGUCUCGUACACUCUUCCUGAGAUCAGCCGAUGCGAGGCGAGACGAAAACGAGACGAGGGAAAAACCGGAGCCAGUGAAGUGUGUAAUCGCGUGCAGUGCGCGUUUCUCGGUUUUUUCCGCGCGAGUGUGGGUGUGAUGCCGUCGCGAGAAUCACGGUUAGCCUGACGACCGGCCAGAAUCGAGAUUCAAUCACCUGGUGUCACGAGGCCAGGUUUGUUCCUCGAUGACUCUGGUGAACUCGGAGAGGACAUUGUGCGAUUUCGUGUGACCGUGGGACCAGUGUGUGGUGCAACAGGUCCAGUGUGUUCCGGGACAGUGUCCGGGACUAAGGAACAGGAAGAGACGGUAGCGACGGGCCCGCCGGCCGAGGCGUGCGCCCCAGGAGGCGUCGGCGGCGCCGGCAAUCGAAGGGGAACGGUUUUGGGCCCGGCGGUGAAGCUCGAAGCCGUCAAAGUGGCUUCGUCACUGGGCCUCCAGGGGCCAUCAGCGCCGAUCGGGGCCCAACUACUCACUGGUGGUUCGGAGGAUGCACCGGCCGUCUAUCACGCGAAUCUGCUAGCCAGCAGCAACGCGUCCGUGCUCCAGCAGCCCGUUCUAGCGAGCCUGAACACGCCGGCACUGGCCAGCAUGCAGGCCUCUGCGGAGGCCAACUCGCUGGACAUUCAGGCCAUGCAAUCCAUGGACUGGCUGUUCAAGAAGGAGCGUAUAUACCUGCUCGCCCAGUUCUGGCAACAGAGGGCGUCAUUAGCGGAGAAGGAAGUUUCCGCGUUAAAGGAGCAACUUGCCGCGGCAAAUGACGGGAAUUCGAAGACUGAGGGACAUCAAUUGUCUCAGACACCACAGGGAAGCGAACAGCAGCAGGUACACGAUGCAAGCAACCCCAGGAGAACGCCGAACACCAACCUGGAACAGGAACUGCAAGCGAAGGACAAAGAGAUCAGCCAGCUGGUCGAGGAAGUGUCCAGGUUACAACAGAGCCUGCAGCGUCUCCAAGAGACUAGCGCACAGGCAACAGCGCGACUCGAAGAAGAACUCGAGGCACGCAGACAGCACAUCAGCAGACUAGAGAGUAAACUGGAGCGACAGAGGGACUAUGACGACCUAAAGCGCGAAAUUAACGCGCUGAGGUCCGUCGACCUCUCGCAGAUUCCAACCGGCGAACCUGGCAAAAGCUUGGAGCACCUUCUGAUGGAACGCUCGAAGGCGCUUCAGCAAACCGAGAGCUUCAAGCCAUCCAAUACUCCGGACGCGCUUGGUGGACUAUCGUCACCCCUGCAGCGCGCCUCGACCGCCUCGCCCCACGGGGUCGGGGGUGUACCUCCUUCGUCCCACGUGUCCUCCCAGCAACCACCGCCGCCGCCCCCAGCAGCAGUUUCCCUCCCACCGCGUUCCACUCCGACACCGUCUUCGGCCACCUCGACGACGUCCAGUCUCCUCUUCCCACCUCCUCUCCAGAACGUCGAAACCUUCGGCUCCUUCCUCGGCGAAGAGAUCGUCGCCAACUGGAGGCGGACGUUGGAGAGGUCCAUCAUGAAUCAGCAGCAACAGCAACAACAACAGCAGCAACAACAACAGCAGCAGCAGCAGCAGCAGCAGCAACAGCAGCAGCAACAACAUCAACAACAACAACAUCAACACCAACAGCAACAGCAACAACUUCAUCAGCCGACGUCGCUCGGUCAAUUGUCGCAGCAACAGCUGCAAGCACAGCCGCUGAUCGGUCUGCAUCCUCCGUCUACCACCGGUAACAUAAAUCACCUUCCAUCGCCGACGGAUCCAUCUUCCAGUUCGAACACACCGGCGAAAUCGAAUACCCCGUUAGGAACCACUCCACUGAGUUGCCUCGAUGCGACCGAGAAGGCUCCAACGCCGGUGUCGGGCCACGAAACGCCCGCGCCGCCUACGCCGUCAUCUACCACCGCGUUAACGUCACCACCGAGCUUUCAACCGCCCACGACGAUAAUCGAAACGAUCGCUUCCUCGGCUUCCAUCAACGGCGGCAGCAUCGUGCCCGCCAUACCGACAGCACCACCACCAAAGAGUCCCGCGGACCAGGAUUCCUGUCACAACAACAACAACAGCCACCACCUGGCCAACAACAACAUAGGGGGCCUGAGUGUGUUGGACACCCUAAAGAGUCCGUUUCGUUUCGACGACAGGACGCAUCCGUUCAGAUUCGGCGACGAGUACGGCGCCGCUGGUAUGGCCGGUCGGUUAGGGGAAUCCCUGAUCCCGAAGGGCGACCCCAUGGAGGCCAGGCUCCAAGAGAUGCUACGAUACAACAUGGACAAAUACGCCUCGCAGAAUCUGGACACGCUGCACAUAGCCAGGAGGGUCAGAGAACUGCUGUCGAUACACAACAUCGGUCAAAGACUGUUUGCCAAGUACGUACUUGGACUGAGCCAAGGAACCGUCAGCGAACUGCUGAGUAAACCGAAGCCGUGGGACAAACUGACGGAAAAAGGUCGCGACAGCUACAGGAAGAUGCAUGGCUGGGCUUGCGACGACAACGCUGUACUGCUGUUGAAAUCCCUGAUACCCAAGAAAGAGUAUGUUUCAGGCAAGGAGCAGGGAAUGCCAGCGUUCGCGCGCGGACCACAGGAAGGUGGUCCGCCGGAAAUGAGUGACGAAAGGUUGGCGCAUAUCCUAUCGGAAUCUGGCCAUCUACAGAUGAGAGGCGAGCACGAGAUCUCGAACGACGCAGACAGCAAAAGUCCGAGCAGAAUCGGUUGUCCGAGUCCGUUUAACAAGGACAGGCUCGACAGUCAGAACAGGAGACUGAAGAAAUACGAAAACGAUGACAUUCCGCAGGAAAAGGUAGUAAGGAUUUAUCAAGAGGAAUUGGCGAAACUGAUGGGAAGAAGAGUCGACGAUCUCCGUGGUCCGCGAGAAUUCUCUUCUAGUGCGAUGUUUCCGCACUUUUUCAGUGGUGCUCAAGGCGGCCUGCAAGGCAUGGAGCGUACGCAGGACGACAUUCGAUUGGCGCUGGACGCGUACCAUCGCGAGCUGCAGAAGCUAAACACGACACCUGGUCAGAACCCUACGUUGACUGGACUUCCAGGAUUGCCGGGUCUCCCUGGUCUCCUGGCGCUUCAGCAGCAGGCUCUUCAGCAACACCAUUUGGCCACGAACGGUGGUGGCGUUCAGGACUUGAGCCUAGGAAAAGUGGAUCCUAGGAACAAAAUGAUAAACGGUGUAUCCGAGGAGGAGAAAGAAAAAAUGGAGGAAGCGAUGAGACACGCCGGUAGCGCUUUCUCGUUGGUCAGGCCGAAACAGGAAACCACCGCGCCGCAAUCCACCCCGAGCGGAUCCAGCGCGAGUUCGCCGCUUGGAAACUCGAUUCUUCCGCCGGCGAUGACGCCCAGCGAGGAAUUCUCUGGUGCGGCGGCAGCCAGUCCCCUCCAAAGGAUGGCUUCUAUCACGAAUAGUCUGAUCAGUCAACCGUCCACGCCUACGCAUCAUUCGGCCAACCAGAGACCCCUGAAAGCAGUACUUCCUCCCAUCACGCAGCAACAAUUCGACAUGUACAAUAACCUAAACACCGAGGACAUUGUGAAGAGAGUGAAGGAACAAUUGUCUCAGUAUUCCAUUUCCCAACGUCUUUUCGGUGAAUCCGUGCUGGGUCUUUCUCAGGGAUCCGUCUCCGACCUCCUGGCGCGGCCAAAGCCCUGGCACAUGCUCACGCAAAAAGGCCGCGAGCCAUUCAUCAGGAUGAAGAUGUUCCUCGAGGACGACAACGCCGUGCACAAGCUGGUAGCCAGCCAGUACAAGAUCGCACCGGAAAAACUGAUGAGGACCGGCGGCUACGGUGGCCUGCCUCGUAAGUUUAACUCAGCUUGUGGAACGCCGAUGAAGCCUAUGCCUCCAACGAAACUGGUUCAGGAACAGCUUCAGAACGCCGCGAAGGCACAGGCCGCAGCGCAGGCAGCCGCUCAGGCGGUCGCCCAACAUCAGCAAGAAAACCAAAUACAACUCGGACCGCCUCAGCAGAGUCCUCAGCUUCCUCAGCACCCUCAACCGCCUCCACCGAUGAUGUUAACACCCCCGGGUCCCCUUCAUCCUCACACGCAGCUCAGUAUGCAAGAGCUGCAAAAGAAGCAACAGCAACAACAGCAGCAACAAAUGAAUCUUCACUCGCCGCACCAUCAGAUGACUCCGUCGCCUCUUCGCGGUCUUCAUCCGCAUAUCUCGCCCAGCGUGUACGAAAUGGCCGCGCUGACGCAGGACCUCGACACCCAAACAAUCACGACGAAGAUCAAAGAGGCGCUGCUGGCGAACAACAUCGGACAGAAGAUCUUCGGCGAGGCUGUGCUCGGUUUGUCGCAAGGAUCCGUCAGCGAGCUGCUGAGCAAACCGAAACCGUGGCACAUGCUCAGUAUAAAGGGUCGGGAGCCGUUCAUCAGGAUGCAACUGUGGCUGUCGGACGCGCACAACGUCGAUCGGUUACAGGCGCUGAAGAACGAACGAAGAGAGGCGAACAAAAGACGACGCAGCAGCGGACCAGGCCACGAUAACAGCUCGGACACGUCGAGCAACGACACGGCGGAGUUCUAUCACGCGGCUUCGCCCGGUCCGGGGCCAGCAUCCGCCAAGAAACAACGAGUCCUCUUCUCCGAGGAGCAGAAGGAAGCCUUGAGGCUCGCUUUCGCUCUCGAUCCGUACCCUAACGUGGCCACCAUCGAGUUUCUCGCCAGCGAAUUGGCGCUAUCCUCGAGAACGAUAACCAACUGGUUUCACAAUCAUCGGAUGAGACUGAAGCAGCAAACGCCGCACGGCCAGCCAGAACCCCAAUCUCCAAGGGAACCCGGCCAGCCGUUCGACCCAGUUCAGUUUAGAUUGCUGUUGAACCAAAGACUACUGGAGAUCCAAAAAGAGAGACUGGGCUUGGGCAACGUGCCUCUGCCCUACUCGCCGUAUUUCAACCCCAACUUGGCCGCGUUGGUGGGGAACGCGCUGAAGGAGCAGUGUUCCGGUCUAGAUUUGUCGAUGAGCUCGCUGAAGAGGGAACCGAACCAGGAGUUCGAGGACGAGGACGCGGAGGACGCGAUGAGCAACCUUGGCAGCGAAGACUCCGAGGGUUCGGCGGGUAGUAUAAAGAGGGAACCGGCGGAGACACCCACCGCGCCAGCCACGGUCAGAUCGAAUAGACGGAAACCUGCCGCUCCGCAGUGGGUGAACCCAGAGUGGCAGGAACCGGUUAGAACGGGCGACGAGGUGAUCAUAAACGGCGUUUGCGUGAUGCAAACGGACGAUUACGGUGUGAAGAGAGAAGCGGAGGAGACGAUCAGGGUGGAACCGACCCCAGUGCAGGACAGAUACGAGGAGGACGCGCAAAGCGACGUAUCGUCCGUCUCCGGAAACAACGGCCAGGACCGAGACAGCCCUCUACCUAGUCCGAAAUCUGGACAGAACAGUCCAGUGACGUCGCCGAGGCCGCCCUCAACGCAGCAAACGCAACCGUCUACGGAAGAAAGUCCCAAGGAGAACGUAGUGAAACACGAGCCAGAAGAAACGUGGGAUUAUUAAAAGGAUCGUGUGGUCGCGAGACCGCAUUGGACAAAUAUUCGAACGGGUGAGGAUCGAAGUGGACGACGUUUAAACAUGCCAAAAUGACGCUGCGGAAGUUACGGUCACAAUUUAGCCGACGACUACGGCCUAGUUAAGUUCUUAAAGAGGAAACCAGUCAUAGGAUUCGGUCAGGUCUGAUUGGCCGAGUCCUGCCUACUACGAGGGCAUUAUCAUAGGAUGGCGAAUACAAAGUAGGAUACGUGAACAAAAAAAAGACACGCAGAUGUGCAUGAACCUUUGAUCUGGCGCGCAAAGGCUACCGGCAGGGAGGCUGCUAUCGAGGAAGAUGGAGCUCAAUCAAAAGAACUGUUUUCGUAACGUUUUAAUCGAUACGGAACGGAAUAGUGUGUUGGGUGUGCACGGUUACUACAGCGGAUUUGUAUUGUUAGAAGACUGUAAUGCGACGAGAUAGCUCGGGGGGUAAUGAGGGAGGGAGAGGCGAUCGUCGCACAUUCGCUCGAAAUCCGAAGAAACCCUGGCCGCUUCCGUUUUCGAGCGGACCCUGAGGGAUGUUUCAAGGUAGGAAAAAGAAAGUGGAGAAAGUAAGAACCGAACGGGAAAACGGAAAGGGUCCGGGUUCGUCAGAGUGCAAUCUACGAAUAACCAGUUGUUAGAUCAAAUUAUUAUUAAUUUUAUCUAAUUACGCGCCAAGAUGAGCGAUUAAUAAUUAUUGCAUAAUUGUGAUUCAUGUUAUAUUGUUUAUACACUUCUCCUAUCCCCAUAGUUGUUAAGCUGUUAAUGUUACUACACUCCGCUCUCCGAUUACGUACCUUUUUAUCUGUUCGGUUAAAGCGCGGUCGUUUAUUCGCAACGGGGAAAAAAAAACAAAAAUACGAAACAAGUUAGAAACGUAAAACGUCCUCUCGCUCUUCGUCCUGCGUCCUGCUUGCCCUGGGCGAUGUUUUCCAUGAACAGGCAACGAGAUCGCCUAGAAUCGGCUGUUAUCAAAUUUUCGUUAAGUCGUUGGGAGAUACGUAGUUUCCGUUUUGGUGUUUCCGAAUUGGCAAGCGGGCCAGGACCGAGCAAAAAUCUGUCCCAGGGCUUGGGUAGGUUCCGAAAGUAAUUGUUUCAAACCGUUAUAUACAAGUUCUGGUGUAGAAGCUGUUGCGAAGAACUUUUGUUCGAAAUGACUGUUACGAAGAACCUAAAAGCCGAAUUAUGUUGGUUUAUGAUACAGGUUUAUGAUAUAGGUUCCGAAACAGUUCUGAAUCUGUACAGUCUAAAUAUAUCUCAUAAAUAUCUUGAAAAGAUAAUCAACGUCCGAUCUGACUGUUCAGAAGUCAUUUACAUUAUAUAGAUUCAGAAUCUAAAAAAUAUAGGAGCUAUACGAGAGCCGAUGCAAGGAACCGAUACAGUCCGAAAUUUAGGUUCUUUGUAACGAUCGUUUGGAGUAAAAAUUCUUCGUAUCUGUUUUAAGAACCUAAACCUAUAUUAUAACAAUUGUCAAGCCCUGAUCUGUCCACUUCUGAGUAGUCUUUGUUUUUUUUUUUUUUUCUAUUCCCGCAUAGAGAAAGCUAGUUAU